AACCUUGUGGCCCUUACACCGUUUGAGUGGGUGAUCCUGGCGACCAUCACGGCCAACUGCAUCGUCCUGGCCCUGGAGCAACAUCUUCCUGGGGAGGACAAGACCCCCAUGGCCAAAAGACUGGAGUGUACUGAGCCUUACUUCAUUGGGAUCUUCUGUUUUGAGUUUGGCAUCAAGCUUGUGGCCCUGGGCUUUGUGUUCCAUAAAGGCUCCUACCUGAGGAAUGGAUGGAAUAUCAUGGACUUCAUCGUGGUGGUCAGCGGAAUCCUGGCUACAGCAGGGGCCCACAUGAACAUCCCCGUGGACCUGCGGACUCUGAGGGCGGUGCGAGUCCUGAGGCCUCUCAAACUGGUCUCUGGGAUCCCUAGCUUGCAGAUCGUGCUGAAGUCCAUCAUGAAGGCCAUGGUGCCUCUGCUCCAGAUCGGCCUGCUCUUGUUCUUCGCCAUUCUCAUGUUCGCCAUCAUCGGCCUGGAGUUCUACAGCGGGAAGCUCCACCACACCUGUCUACCUACAGCUGACAUCCUGGAAAAUGAGACGAUGGAUACGACCGAGGUGGAGUUUGCGUGCGGAGUGAGGAAGUGUCCAGAGAAGUACGACUGUGUCGGGUCAUGGAUCGGCCCCAACGACGGCAUCACCCAGUUUGACAACAUCCUGUUCGCUGUGCUCACUGUCUUCCAGUGCAUCACCAUGGAGGGAUGGACAGCUGUACUCUACAAUACCAAUGAUGCCUUGGGCUUUAUGUGGAAUUGGAUCUACUUUAUUCCUCUCAUCAUCAUCGGCUCUUUCUUCGUACUCAACCUGGUGUUGGGAGUCCUCUCCGGGGAGUUUGCCAAAGAGAGGGAGCGGGUGGAGAACAGGAGAGCCUUCAUGAAGCUGAGACGUCAACAGCAGGUGGAGAGAGAACUCAAUGGAUACAGAGCCUGGAUAGACCGAGCAGAGGAGGUUAUGCUGGCUGAGGAGAACAAGAAGUCGGGGAGAUCUGCUUUAGAUGUGCUGAAGCGGGCCACCAGUAAAAAUGCAAAGCGUAGAGGAGGUCCUGGGGAUGCGGAGAUAUCCACUAUUGGAGCACCUCGUAUGCGGAUCCGUACGGUGCGACGUGGCCCGGUGGCGUACAUGCGUCGUAAGGAGCGUAUGCUGCGUAUCUCCCUGCGGCGCAUGGUGAAGACAGACACCUUCUACUGGACUGUCCUCAGCCUGGUGUUUCUCAACACCAUAUGUGUGGCCAUUGUCCACCAUAACCAGCCAGACUGGCUCUCCACCUUCCUGUACUAUGCAGAAUUUGUUUUCCUGGGGCUCUUCUUGGCAGAGAUGUUCUUAAAGAUGUACGGCCUGGGUUUCCGCCUCUAUUUCCACUCCUCAUUCAACUGCUUUGACUGCGGAGUGAUAGUUGGCAGCAUCUUUGAGGUGGUGUGGGGCUUCUUCCGGCCUGGCAUGUCCUUUGGCAUCAGCGUCCUGAGGGCRCUGAGACUCCUGAGGAUCUUUAAGAUCACCAAGUACUGGGCAUCACUGAGGAACCUGGUGGUGUCUCUCAUGAGUUCCAUGAAGUCCAUCAUUAGUCUGCUCUUUCUCCUCUUCCUCUUCAUUGUCGUCUUCGCCCUGCUUGGCAUGCAGCUCUUUGGGGGCAGGUUCAUCUUUGAAGAUUACACUCCUGCCAACUUUGACACGUUUCCAGCUGCCAUCAUGACAGUGUUCCAGAUCCUGACUGGUGAGGACUGGAAUGAGGUGAUGUACAAUGGGAUCCGCUCCCAAGGAGGAGUGCAGUACGGCAUGUGGUCCUCCAUAUACUUCAUAGUGCUCACCCUGUUUGGGAACUAUACACUGCUCAACGUCUUCUUGGCCAUCGCUGUGGAUAACCUUGCCAACGCACAGGAACUCACCAAGGACGAAGAGGAGGAAGAGGAGUUUUUCAAUGCAAGAUACGCCAGAGGCACAGAUGGCCCGAUGUCUGAAAGGAGGAGGCGGCCCUACCUCCGCAGGAAGAAGGCCAUCCACAGGGGCCGUAUGGCCGUCCCCGAGGAGGAGGAGGAGAGCACUGCUGGGGGCGGAGCCGACCAACCCCCCAAUGGCACCAAUGCCUUCUCCAACCGCCGUGACCGACGGAGGAGGGGGGGAGGAGGAGGAAGAGGAGGAAGGUCCGUGUGGGAGCAGAGGGCCAACCAGCUACGCAAGCGGCGCCAGAUGGAGAGCCAGGAGGUCCUGUUCGGAGGCAGCCCCACCGAGGACACCACUGACACCCCUACCACCGCCUACCGCGCCCCCACCCUCUCCCCAGACGCAAGCCCCGGUCACCUGCCCGAGUCGCCCAUGUCCGGGAUCAUACCCAUGCCUGAACCCCCGAUGUCCAUUGCCAUCCCGCUACCGGAACCCCCAGACUCGGAGCCUGUGCCUCUGUUUACGUUAGCUGAAGAGAGAGCGGUGAACCAUCGCCCCACCGGUGGGGAAAGGAGGCACAGGGUGGCCCGGAAAUCCAGGCCUGGCCCUGGGGGGGCGGAGGAGGGAGGGGCGGCGCGGCAUAGGAGGCACCGUCACCGUGAGGCCCGGGCUGAGGCCAAGAGCAGAGAGUCCCCACAUGAGGAGGUCAGCGAAUCAGGCAGCCGCGAGAGGAAGAUAUUGGAAGAGAGGAAGAUAUUGGAAGAGAGGGAGGAGAAGGAGGAGAGGGAGAAGGAGGAGAAAGAGGAGAAGGAGGACAAAGGAGAGUUCGCUGAGGUGGAGGGAGGAGUGUCAGGCAAGGAUGAAGGAGGAGCCCUUAUUAUCAACUUAGAGAGUGAAGAAGAGCAUCUGAGGGUGUGUAUUGCAGACAUCCCUGAGCCUCCCCUAUGUGAUAACUUCCCUGAGUACCUACCCCCACCCCUGCUGGAACUUCCACCCCAGAUGGAGGAGGGCGAGGUGGGGGAGACUGGGCAGUGUGAGCCCUUGUCCCAGGACCCUCCAGUGGAGCCAGCCCCAGAGCAGUUCGCAGACCCCUCAGAGCUCCAGGCAGCAGCAGGGGUCAGUGACUCAGAGAACAACCAAGCCUCCCUGAACCUUGAGGAGGGUAAGGAGUCAGAGCAAGGCCCAGACAGCCAGACCAGUGUGAUCAUAGAAAUGUCUGGAGCACAGCCACUGCUGGAGGUCACCCCCAUGACAGCUUUACACAGCAGCAAGGAGGUGGAGGUGUACCAUCGUGAGAGGAAGGAGAAGAAGGAGGAGGAGGAGUCGCAGGUGGAGAAGGAGGAGGAUGAGGAGGCUAGCCCGCCCAAACCUGUACCUCCUGGCAGCAUGUUCCUCUUCAAGGCCUCCAACCCGAUCAGGAGGAUCUGUCACUAUGUGGUGACCAUGCGCUACUUUGAGAUGACCAUCUUGCUGGUGAUCGUGGCUAGCAGCAUCGCUCUGGCUGCUGAAGACCCUGUGUGCACCAACUCUGACAGAAACAGGGUUCUCCGUUACUUUGAUUACGUCUUUACUGGAGUCUUCACGUUUGAAAUGAUUAUAAAGAUGACUGACCUGGGACUGCUUCUUCAUGAUGGCUCCUACUUCCGUGACCUGUGGAACAUUCUGGACUUCAUCGUGGUGGUGGGAGCUCUAAUCGCCUUCGCUCUGACGAAUGUGAUUGGGAACAACAAAGGCAGAGACAUCAAAACCAUCAAGUCCCUCAGGGUUCUGAGAGUCCUUCGACCUCUGAAGACCAUCAAGAGACUCCCCAAACUCAAGGCGGUGUUUGACUGUGUGGUGACGUCUUUGAAGAACGUCUUCAACAUCCUCAUCGUCUACCAGCUCUUCAUGUUUAUCUUCGCUGUCAUCGCCGUUCAGCUCUUCAAAGGAAAGUUCUUUUACUGCAAUGACAGCUCCAUGGACACAGAGAAGGAGUGCCAAGGUUACUACAUUGACUACGCUCGAGACAAGAAGGAAGUGAAGAAGAGGGAGUGGAAGAGGCAUGAGUUCCACUAUGACAACGUGUGCUGGGCUCUGCUCACUCUCUUCACUGUUUCAACUGGAGAGGGCUGGCCGCAGGUUCUGCAGCACUCUGUGGACGUGACAGAGGAGGACAUGGGUCCAAGUCGGGGCAACAGGAUGGAGAUGUCCAUCUUUUACGUUGUCUACUUUGUGGUCUUCCCUUUCUUCUUUGUCAACAUCUUCGUCGCUCUCAUCAUCAUUACCUUCCAGGAACAGGGUGAUAAGAUGAUGGAGGAGUGUAGCUUGGAGAAGAACGAGAGGGCAUGCAUUGACUUUACCAUCAGUGCCAAGCCCCUGACGCGCUACAUGCCCCAGAACAGACAGACCUUCCAGUACCGACUGUGGCACUUUGUGGCGUCACCAUCGUUUGAGUACACAGUGAUGGUCAUGAUCGCCCUCAACACUGUGGUGCUCAUGAUGAAGUACUACUCAGCUCCAGCAGCAUAUGACACGGUACUGAAGCACCUGAACACAGCCUUCACCGUUCUCUUCUCCCUGGAGUGUAUCCUCAAGAUCAUGGCCUUUGGUUUUGUGAACUAUUUUCGAGACACUUGGAACAUUUUUGACUUCAUCACUGUGCUCGGCAGCAUCACUGAGAUCAUUGUGGAUUUACAGUCAAUAAACACAUUCAAUAUGAGUUUCCUGAAGCUGUUCCGGGCUGCCAGACUGAUCAAACUGUUGAGGCAGGGCUACACCAUACGAAUCCUGCUCUGGACCUUUGUACAAUCCUUCAAGGCUCUUCCUUAUGUUUGUCUGCUCAUCGCCAUGCUGUUCUUCAUCUAUGCCAUCAUUGGGAUGCAGGUGUUUGGAAACAUCAAGCUGAACGAUGAAAACCAUAUCAACCAGCACAACAACUUCAAGACCUUCUCCGGUGCACUGAUGCUUCUCUUCAGGAGUGCGACGGGGGAGUCAUGGCAGGAGAUCAUGCUAUCGUGUCUGGGGGGGCAGGAGUGUGAGCCAGACUCCUCCAUGGCGCCCAUGACCAUGUCCCCUGACCACGAGGGAGGCUGUGGUACUGACUUCGCCUACUGCUACUUUGUCUCCUUCAUCUUCUUCAGCUCUUUCCUGAUGCUGAAUCUGUUUGUGGCUGUGAUCAUGGAUAACUUUGAGUAUCUGACCAGAGACUCUUCCAUCCUGGGUCCUCAUCACCUGGAUGAGUUUGUCCGUGUCUGGGGAGAGUACGACCGCGCAGCAUGUGGGCGUAUACACUACACCGCCAUGUAUGAGAUGUUGACCCACAUGUCUCCACCCCUGGGCCUGGGGAAGAAAUGCCCUAGAGGUAUGGCCUACAAGAGGCUGGUGUUGAUGAACAUGCCUGUGGAUGAGGACAUGUCAGUCCACUUCACCUCCACCUUGAUGUCUCUCAUCCGCACCGCUCUGGAGAUCAAGAUCGCACGAGGUCAAGGAAUGAGUGGGGAGGACCGAGUAGCUCUGGACACUGAGCUACAGAAGGAGAUCAGUGUGAUAUGGCCAUACCUCCCCCAGAAGACCCUGGAUGUACUGGUGCCCAUCAACAAAGAUUCUGACAUGACAGUAGGUAAGAUAUAUGCCUCCAUGAUGAUCAUGGACUACUUCAAACAGAACAAAGCCAAGAAGCUGUAG
Molecule: messenger RNA, 5535 nt
Organism: Salvelinus sp. IW2-2015
Lineage: Eukaryota; Metazoa; Chordata; Actinopteri; Salmoniformes; Salmonidae
Source: RefSeq, a predicted model, not a curated record